AUGUUGGCCCUUCGCGACGAGAACGCUGUCAACGCAGCUCAGGCCGCUCGACUGGCACCUGGAAAAGGGCAGCUGGCCCCCAGGACCCCCGGGGCCCGAUACCCGAAGACGCCCUUGAAGAUUCCCCUCAAUGAUGAGAACGCCGCUGGAGGAGCCAAGAUGGCUCUUGCGCCCAAGUCGAUUGGUAACAUCCAGGGCACUGUCAAGAAGCAGAACCUCGUCACCCCGUCCGAAACACGGGCCCGCGCGCCACUCGGAAACAAGACCACCAACGCAAAGACCAGGUCUACCCAGAAUGCCGGAGGAAAGGACCUUGAGAAGACUCAGACGAAGCCCACAACUACCAAGAAGCUCAAGCAGCGUUCUCCCGGCGUCGGCCCUUUGAAGCUCGAAGUUCGCAAUGACCAAUCUGGCGUGGCCGAGGAGCCUGACGUUGAAUAUGCGCCAGUCCCCGCCAAGGAUCUGCCUUACGAGUCGGAUGUCUUUCCUGAUGGGGUUUUGACAUUUGAGGGCCUCAAGCCGGAGAAUAUGUUCAAGGGCUAUUACAACCACUUCUACAACCCCCUGGGUGAGGACGGUGUCAGGUUGCAAGACAGGAAGCACAAGGAAAGCCUCAAGAAAGCCUUGAAGGAGAGUGAUGAGCGUAUUCUCCGUGACAUUCGGGAGAUGGACUGGUCCGUUUCCGACGUACCCGAGACUGCAGCCUUUGCCCAAAGAAAGGCCCCCGGCCCGGCCCCUAACCCGGCCGUCACUAGAAGAGUCGUGGGAGGUGCCCCUAAGUAUCCUCCUACCAUCACCUCUAGACGGGCCGCGUCUGCUCUUUCUAUGACGACGAGUUCCACUAUUCAACAGAAGAGGCCUGUUGAGCAGAAGUCUACAGCCCGACGGCCUAUCUCUGCCCUGCUUCCACGUACCAGGCCCGCAGCUGGCGCCGUAGCCUCAAAGUCUAUAGCUGCCGAGAGCGCCAUGGGAGAAGCAGCGUCGAGAAACACUCUGGGAUAUACAAAGGGCCGUACGGCCUCAUCCGUUAUCAACGGACGACCUCCAGCCCGACCUGCCUCGACAGAUAUCGCCACGAUUGCCCCCCCGAAGACUGUUGUUAGGCGUGACGCAUCACCUCAGAAACAGAAGCAAGAGGUUCGUGACGAGAACGAGGACCUCAGCCGACUGCAGUUCUUGUCCAUCUUUGAUCCCGCUGGAGAAGAUGAGGAUGAUGGUAUCGGUAGCGCCGGUCCACGAAAUGAAGACUUUGAGGAAGGUGAGGAGUUUGAAAUGAAGUUGAGUUUCUGA
This is a messenger RNA of Colletotrichum graminicola M1.001, 1290 nucleotides long. RefSeq lists its product as uncharacterized. Bases 1 to 1290 code for a protein of 429 amino acids. The record is from RefSeq and is a predicted model, not a curated record. Lineage: Eukaryota; Fungi; Ascomycota; Sordariomycetes; Glomerellales; Glomerellaceae. The transcript has 2 exons.